GGCAGUGGCAGAAUUCACGGAAGUGUAGUUUCAGGGUGGUCGCAGAGGGGUCACGAGAAAAUCAGCCCACAGGAGCUUAUGUUUCCAGGAGUUGGAUACUCAAGGGAAGUAGGAGAUGGUUCCAGGACCUCGAUAUCGUCAUUUCUGGGAGAAAUGAUGGAGACGUGACCUUGACCAGAGACUGAGAUAUGUAGCCAGAAAUAUAGGAUGUAUCCAGAAGAGACUAACGAUUCAGCAUCCUAGCUACUGGCCAUUUCCUGAUAACACAAGAAAAUGAUCAAGGACCAGGAAUUGCUGACGUUGGAGGAUGUGGCUGUGCAGUUCACCUGGGAGGAGUGGCAGCUGCUGGGCCCUGCUCAGAAAGACCUGUACCGGGAUGUGAUGUUGGAGAACUAUAGCAACCUGCUGUCACUGGGGUAUCAAGCCAGCAAACCAGAUGCCUUCUCCAGGUUGGAACAAGGAGAACCAUGGACAACAGAAGAAAUCCACAGUCAAGCAUGUCCAGAAAUCAAGAAAGUUGUCGAUCAUCAACAGGGGCACUCACCAAACCAAAAAUGUCUGAGGAGAAUGGAACAGUGCCCUGAAUAUAAUGCAUUUAGAAAUGUUCAUCGGAGCAAAAAGAAUUUUUCUUCACAACAAAAUCAUGAUAUAUUCAACUUUUAUGGGAAAGUGCUGAAAUCAAAUUUAAGUUUAGUUGACCAGUACAGAAGCUAUGAAUUAAAGAACCAUGCUGAGGUUAAUGGAGAUGGGGAAUCUUUUCUCCAUGCCAUGCAUGAACAAUUUCAUACUAAAAUUAAAUUCCCUGAACAUGGAAAACCUGUGCACACAAAGUCCCAAUUCAUUAAGCAUCAAAAACCUCUCAAAAUAGAUAAGCCCCACGUAUGCAUUCAGUGUGGGAAAGCCUUCACCAAGAAGUCUCGCCUGAUUGAUCAUCAGAGAGUUCACACAGGAGAGAAACCUCAUGGAUGCAGUAUAUGUGGGAAAGCAUUCUCCAGAAAGUCUAGGCUUACUGAACAUCAGAAAACUCAUGUAGGAGAGAAACGUUAUGAAUGCACUGAAUGUCACAAAGUCUUCCCCAAGAAAUCACGGUUAAUUAUUCAUCAGAAAAUUCAUACAGGAGAGAAACCCUAUGUAUGUGAUGAAUGUGGAAAAGGCUUCGUCAAGAAGUCUCGGCUCACUAAUCAUCAGAGAGUUCACACUGGAGAGAAGCCUCAUGGGUGCAGUAUAUGUGAGAAAGCAUUCUCAAGAAAGUCCAGGCUCAUUGAACAUCAGAGAACUCAUACAGGAGAGAAACCUUAUGAAUGCACUGAGUGUGACAAAGCAUUCCGCUGGAAAUCACAGCUCAAUGCACAUCAGAAAACUCAUACAGGAGAGAAAUCCUAUAUAUGUAAUGAUUGUGGAAAAGGCUUCAUCCAGAAGGGCAAUCUCAUUGUACAUCAGCGAACACAUACUGGAGAGAAACCUUACAUAUGCGAUGAAUGUGGAAAAGGCUUCAUCCAGAAGGGUAAUCUCCUUAUACAUCAACGAACUCAUACUGGAGAGAAACCUUAUGUAUGCAAUGAAUGUGGGAAAGCCUUCAGCCAGAAGACAUGCCUCAUAUCCCAUCAGAGAUUUCACACAGGAAAAGCCCCCUUUGUAUGUACUGAAUGUGGAAAAUCCUGUUCACAUAAAUCGGGUCUUAUUAAUCAUCAGAGAAUUCACACAGGGGAGAAACCCUAUAUAUGCAGUGACUGUGGGAAAGCUUUUAGAGAUAAGUCAUGUCUCAAUAGACAUCGGAGAACUCAUACAGGAGAGAGACCCUAUGGAUGCUCUGACUGUGGGAAAGCUUUCUCCCACUUGUCAUGUCUUGUUUAUCAUAAGGGAAUGUUGCAUGCAAGAGAAACAAGUGGGUUCAGCCAAGUUGGAAACUCCGUUCUCAAAGAGUCACAGCUCAUCACAUACAAGUGAUUUCACACAGGAGAAAAUCUCUGUUAAUACAGCAACUGUGCAAAUGCCUUCUGUGGAUAUUCAGGCUUCAUUAAACAUCAGGGGGCUUCUAGUAGGCAGGAACAUAGCUGUUAAACAACAGCCUGCU
Molecule: messenger RNA, 2074 nt
Organism: Choloepus didactylus (southern two-toed sloth)
Lineage: Eukaryota; Metazoa; Chordata; Mammalia; Pilosa; Megalonychidae
Product: zinc finger protein 613-like
Biological process (GO): regulation of DNA-templated transcription
Source: RefSeq, a predicted model, not a curated record